AUGAACACCAACGUCUGCGUGGAGCCGGGCCCGGGCCCCGAGGCGCCGGGGCUGCCCAAGGAGAGCCACCUGCCCGAGGGCGCGCUGGGCGGCCUGGUGGAUUACAACUCGGAGAUGGAGCGCUACCGCUCGUUCGCCUCGUCCUUCUACAAGAGCGGCGGCGGCGCCUUCCCGCAGGCCGCCAAGAUCGCGCGCAUCACCACGCCCAUCUUCCCGGGCAGCGCCGCGGCCGCCGCGGCCGCCGCGCGCAUCGGCAUGGCGCCCUGGAACUGCGACAACGCCGCCACGGCCGCCGCCGCCACGGCCAUGCUCUGGGGCAGCGGCGGCGGCGGCGGGGCGGCGGCGGGCGCGGCGGGCGCGGCGGGCGGCGCGGGCGGCGCGCGGAAGUCGGCCUCGGCGGCGGCGGCGGCGGCCGCGGCGGCGGCGGCGGCGGCCCUGCUCCCGGCGGGCGCGGCGGGCGCGGGCGCGGCGGGCGCGGGCGGCGCGGCCGGGGCGGGCACGGGCGCGGGCGCGGGCGCGGGCGCGGGGCGGGCCGGCCUGCACCACCGCGGCGACGCGCCGCGCCUGGCCAAGCCGGGCUGCGCGCCCGAGCCCGCGCUGCAGAUGGCCAACUCCAACUUCCUGCCGGCGCUGGCGCCCGAGCACUGCCGGCCGCUGGCCGCGGACUGCAUGCCCAAGCUCAAGUGCGGCGCGGCCGACGCGGACCUCAUGAACCUGCCCGAGCGCGUGGGCACCUUCCCCGCGCUGCCGGCGCUCGGCGGGCUGUCGCUGCCGCCCGGCGUGAUCGUCAUGACGGCGCUGCACUCGCCCGCCGCCGCCUCGGCCGCCGUGUCCGACAGCGCCUUCCAGAUCGCCAACCUGGCCGAGUGCCCGCAGAACCACGCGGCGGCGGCGGCGGCGGCGGCGGCCGCGUCCUCGGCGGCCGCGUCGUCCGGGGCGGCGGCGGCGGCGGCGGGCGGCGGCGGCGGCGGCGGCGGCGCGGCCACCCCGGCCAAGAAGAAGCGCAAGCGCUGCGGGGUGUGCGUGCCCUGCAAGCGGCUCAUCAACUGCGGCGUGUGCAGCAGCUGCCGGAACCGCAAAACCGGACACCAGAUCUGCAAGUUUAGGAAGUGCGAGGAGCUCAAGAAAAAGCCGGGCGCGUCGCUCGAGAGAACACCUGUUCCCAGCGCCGAAGCAUUCCGAUGGUUCUUUUAAAGCAGAGAGUAGUAGAUCUUAUUUGCAAGGCAUUUGGAAGUGAGAGGCACACUCAUGUCUUGUUUUAAGAAACUGCUUAGUCCACCACUGAAGAAAAUAUCCAGAUAUUAUUUUCAUUUUAUGUAUAGGGGUUUCUUCAAAAUAAAAUGAAAGGAAAGGAAAAGAAAAGAAAAAAAGACAUAUAAAAUGCAUCUGGGUGAUUGGGAAACUGGUUAUUCUGUUUCCUUCCAAUACCCUGACUUUCUUUGAUGUAAUUUAGUGAUCCUAGUGAAGUUGUUGUCUAUUUUGCAAGUGACUGUAAAAACUAAGUUUGGGUAAACCCCUGCUGUAAAAUCCUGUAUCUUUUUAAACUUACAUAUCUAUACUUCAUCUUCAAAUCUAUGUGUCUCAGUACUGUAAACUGUACAGAUAGCCAGCUUGUAUUUUGUGUGUUUAGACACAAGGAGACAAUCACGUCUGAGCAUCUAUGGAGAUUAACAGUUUGUACAUGACAGUAUGGUUCUGCGAGUUAACCCUAGAGCAAUAAAUGUUAGCUUUAACGCCUUUUUUUUUGCCACUUUUUUCGGAAGCAGGAGCAACAGCGGCAUGUGGGCCAUGUGGCUUCCCGUAAGACUCUGUGCCAAGGAGUAGGAGACUAAUGAUGAUCGUGCAUCUCCAGUUUCCUCCCGUCAUGGUUCUAAGAGGGAUGAUGUUGCGAACGUUUUGCGUCCCCUUUGGAGCACUGUAUUAGAAUAGUGGUUAUGCACUUGCCUUGCUUACAAACGAGCUGUACAGAAGGGUAACCCUCCCGAAUCCUUAGCGUAGUUGACUUGUCUUGAAUUGCACUGUCAGACGGGGUCCCUGGGGUAGUUGGAAAAUGCAGAAUCAGUUGUAUAAAUUCUUUUGGAAAAGUGUUUUCUAGUAUACAGAAUAAAGGAUCAUAUUUUAGCAGGAGAAACUCAUGACUAACUUUUAUUUCCCCAGACCCUCAUGUAUGGGCUGUAUGUAUUUUUGUUUAUGUUUUGGUUAUUUUUGGUAGGAAAAUAGCGAUUUAAUAAAACAUGUCCAAGUGGGUUUCAUUCCA
Molecule: messenger RNA, 2257 nt
Organism: Suncus etruscus (white-toothed pygmy shrew)
Lineage: Eukaryota; Metazoa; Chordata; Mammalia; Eulipotyphla; Soricidae
Gene: CXXC4
Product: CXXC finger protein 4
Exons: 2
Coding region: 1-1194 (397 amino acids)
Cellular component (GO): nucleus
Molecular function (GO): methyl-CpG binding; zinc ion binding
Source: RefSeq, a predicted model, not a curated record